UUAGGCUUUCUAGAGCUAUUGCAUUUGCAUGCUUGGAUGUGGAAGACAGCAAAAGCACACAAUGUACGAUUAAUGGGCAAUCUCUAGUGUGAGAGUGAAACUACGAUAUCAUAUUGUACUACUGCGCUUUUGCUGUGUAAGAUAGCUUUGUGUGUUUAAAUAAUGGGCCACACUGUAGGGACUUCCAACUUCACUAACCAUGUGCUUCAACCACUCUUUGCUUUGAACUUGCCAUGCCAAUCCCUAUAAAUACCCUUCAACUUCUCCAAUUAUAAACCAAGCUCUAGUUUUUUGGGAGUUCACCUUCAAAGCUCAAUCUCAUGGCUUCUAUACAUAGAGUUCCCAUUGUUGCUUUCUUAGUACUACUGGCUUUAAGUUUAUGUUCUGCUAGAAGGGCUCUACUCACUUUUGAUGCCGGAGGUGGCUAUGGUUUAGGCCAUGGCAUUGUUGGUGGAGGUCAUGGAGGCUCAGGUGGUGGUAUUGGAUAUGGAGGUGGGGGAGUAGGAAAUGGAGGUGGUGGUGGAGGAGGAGCUGGAUAUGGAGGCGACCAUGGAGUUGGAUAUGGAGGUGGUGGUGGGAAUGGUGGUGGUGGAGGUUAUGGUGUUGGCGGAGAGCAAGGUAGUGGUUACGGUGGUGGUGGUGGAGCUGGAGCUGGGGGAGGCUAUGGAGUUGGUGGUGGUGGUGAUGGAGAACAUGGCAUAGGAUAUGGAGGAGGUGGUGGAAGUGGAGGAGGUGGUGGAGGUGGUCAUGGUGCAGGAGGAGCUCAAGGAGGUGGAUAUGGCAUUGGAGGUGGAGCUGGUAUAGGUGCAGGAGGAGAGCAUGGUGGUGGUCAAGGAGGUGGAGCUGGUGGAGGUUAUGGUAAUGGUGGAGAGCAUGGAGGUGGUUAUGGUGGUGGUCAAGGAGGUGGAGCUGGCGCUGGAGGAGGUUAUGGUGGUGGGGGAGAGCAUGGUGAUUCUGGCUAUGGAGGCGGUGAAGGAGGUGGGGCUGGAGGAGGUUACGCUGGUGGGGGAGAGCAUGGCGAGUCUGGCUACGGAGGUGGCAAAGGAGGUGGAGCUGGAGGAGGCUAUGGUGGUGGGGUAGAGCAUGGUGCUUCUGGCUACGGAGGUGGUGAAGGAGGUGGAGCUGGAGGAGGCUAUGGUGGUGGGGGAGAGCAUGGUAUUGGUUACGGUGGUGGUGAAGGUGGUGGUGCUGGCGGAGGUUAUGGAGCUGGUGGAGAGCAUGGCAUUGGUUAUGGAGCUGGUGGUGGAAGUGGAGGUGGAGGUGGAGCAGGCUACGGUGGUGGAGGAGCGCAUGGAGGUGGUGGAGCAUAUGGCAGUGGUGGAGGUGGUGGCAAUGGUGGAGGAGGUGGAUAUGGGGAAGGUGGGGCACAUAGUGGUGGUGCUGGAGGAGGUGGAGGAAGUGGUGGUGGCCAUGGUGGUUAUGUUCCCUGAGAACUACUCUAUCACACAUGACAAAUGGAGUAUAUACAUUGGAGUGUCCCCUUUAAUGCAUCAAGAAUAAGUUUAUGGUAUUAUUGAUAACAAAAUCAUAUUCAUAACUAUAUUACAAGAGCGAGAUUUCAGCACAUGAUUUAUAUGUAACAAAUAUUCCUACAAUUAUUUAUUGCAAUGUUGUGUAACUAUUCUUAACUUUUGUUUUGCACUUAUUAGUAUAUUCCAUUGAAAGAAAUAUAUUGUUGUUUUUAACUUUU
Molecule: messenger RNA, 1690 nt
Organism: Medicago truncatula (barrel medic)
Lineage: Eukaryota; Viridiplantae; Streptophyta; Magnoliopsida; Fabales; Fabaceae
Product: glycine-rich cell wall structural protein 1.8
Exons: 2
Coding region: 321-1430 (369 amino acids)
Source: RefSeq, a predicted model, not a curated record